CGUGUCCUCGACUUCAGCUUCUCUCUGGGCACAUCUGCCCCGCAGCCCCUCCGCACCAUGACGACCUUCGUGGUCUCGCUCUUCCUGCCUUACACGGUCGACUUUCACGACAUUCCCUCGCCGAAACGCGAACUAAGUCCUCUGCGCCCUCUUACUGCAUCAAGUCGCAAAGAACCCAAGAUCGAUUUGCCCGAGAAGAAGGCCAGCCUGUUCUCAGUGCCCACGCCUCCAAAAACGCCUGCUGCUGCAGACUAUGCCGAGUUCUUCAGCCAAUUGCAGCCCAGCGCCGCUACCCAUUUCCCAAAGCCUCACGAUCCUCGUUCCCUAGUUCGAAGCGAUUCACACAUACCAGAAUGGGGUGGAACUUUGUUCUUCAAUCAGCCACGCUCGCAAGCGGUCCCCGCGCCACCCGAUACCAUCUUGGAAUAUGCGAAGGCGCAUGAUCGAACCAAGGCGGUAAAGACUCGACCUGCUCGUCGGUCUCCCAACCCGAACGCGAGGCCAAACUCGAAAUCUAGGGAUGGCAGCAAGGACAAGGGCUCAUGGGACUCUCAAUGGACAAUAGAGCCUGCUGUCCAAGGCAAUGGAGGCCUCGCCAAUGCUGUCAGAGCAGCAAUAGAUGCCGGCAGCAUUGGCGACGUCAAUUGGGUCGGCUUGAUUGGCUUCCCCACCGACUCAUUGGGCGAUGAGAUCAAAGACGAAAUACAUGAGAGGCUGGAAUCGGACCUCGACUCAUUGACCGUGUUCGUCAGUGAUACCGAUUUGGAUGGUCACUAUGCCCACUAUUGCAAAACUAUUCUCUGGCCAGUCUUCAAUUAUCAAAUUCCCGACCACCCGAAGAGCAAGGCUUACGAGGACCAUUCCUGGAUCUUCUAUGUGCAUCUGAACCAAGCUUUCGCGGACAAAGUGGUAAAGAGCUAUAAGCGGGGAGAUAUCAUCUGGGUUCACGACUACCAUCUCCUUCUCGUUCCUGCAAUGAUCAGAAAGAAACUCCCUGACGCUCAGAUUGGCUUUUUCCUGCAUACUGCGUUCCCGUCUUCAGAAGUCUUCCGGUGUCUGGCUACCCGCAAGGAGCUCCUUGAAGGAAUGUUAGGUGCGAACUUGGUCGCUUUCCAGACUCGAGAAUACGCCCAUCAUUUCCUUCAAACAUGUUCCCGUCUUCUGACAGUCGAAGCUACGGAAGACGGCGUUCAACUGGAACACCACUUUGUCAAUGUUGCGUCUUUCCCUAUUGGUAUUGAUCCGAAAGGAUUGAGUCUCGCAAGAGAAGAUGAAGAGGUUUUGGACUGGAUAAAGGUCAUGCAGGAGCGAUAUCACGACAAGUUCCUGAUUGUUGCCCGUGAUAAGCUCGAUAACAUCCGAGGAGUAAGGCAGAAGCUCUUGGCUUUUGAAUUGUUCCUCAAUAAAUAUCCCGAAUGGAGAGAUAAGGUGGUACUCAUUCAAGUUGCAACAUCGACCACCGAGAACUCCGAGCUCGCUGCUACUGUGUCCGAGAUCGUCACCCGGAUUGAGUCUGUCCAUUCCACGUUAGCUCACCAGCCACUGGUAUUCUUGAUGCAGGAUAUUCCGUUCUCGCAGUAUCUUGCGUUGCUUUCGGUCGCCGAUGUUCUAAUGGUCACGAGCCUUCGAGAAGGCAUGAAUCUCACCUGUCACGAAUACGUAUUCUGUCAGGAUGGCAAACAGAGCGACAAGAAGCACGGUCCAAUCAUUCUUAGUGAGUUCACUGGAAGUGCCGCUGUUUUCGAGGGCAACGAACUAUCAAUCAAUCCUUGGGACUACCAGAAGUGCGCCGAAGCCAUCAAGAUCGCCUUGGAAAUGGAGCCUGCGGAGAAGGACCGGCGAUACAAUAAGAUUCGCGACAUUGUUAUGCAUCAUACGGGAGAUUAUUGGGUCGCCAAUUUGAGGAAAGAACUUGCCAAGGUUCACGACGAGCACUUUCGAAAUGACACAAUGUCCAUUCCUCGCCUGUCGGCCAUCAAUCUGGGCGAAAAAUACAAGAAGUCUAACAAGCGAUUGUUUCUCCUCGAUUAUGAGGGCACGCUUGCAUCGUAUGGUUCGGUCACCAAUAUUGUUCUCUCGAGCCCCCAGCGAGUCAUUGAGGCACUCAAUGAUUUGAUCUCGGAGGAAAAGAACAUAGUAUACGUCAUGAGCAGUCGUACUAUCGAAGAGCUGCAGCUCAUCUUCGAUCGGGUUCCUGGGCUGGGGCUCAUUGCAGAGAAUGGAUGCUUCGUCCGGGAAUAUGGAGGACUGGACGAAUGGAUCGAGUUUUCCGACAGUGAAAUAACGAAAAAGUGGAAAGAGUCUGUGCUGGGGAUUCUCAAGUAUUACGAAGAACGUGUCGAAGGCAGUUGGAUCGAAGAACGGCGAUGCUCGCUGAUCUUUCACUACGAGAAAGCCGACGAAUACGAUGCCGCCAAUCGACAGGCAGGCGAUUGUGCAAAUCAUAUCAACGAUGCUUGCGAGAGCCAGCGCGUGCGAGCUAUCCCCACGAAAGAUACUGUCUGCGUGGAGCCAAUGGAUUGGGACAAGAGAACUGCGGCUAUUCAUAUUCUCAACAACUUGCGACAGAGUGGUCUUCCCGACUUCUUGAUGGUAGCAGGCAAUGACCGGGAUGAUGAAAUCAUCUUCCGCUGGGCCAACGAAAUCGAUGAUAGCAAGACUAUUCCGAACGUCACCACGGUCAGUGUUGGAAACAGAAACACAGUGGCAAAAGCGACUCUGACGCAAGGCACUACUGGUCUUCUUUCAGCUCUAGGCCGACUCUCGAAACUUGGCUAGAGUGCGAACCCUGCACUCUUCAACCCACCUUCCUACACCCUUCGAGCUUCUCUUCCUCCAAAAUUGCUUUGAAGCGUUUUGAAUUCUCACCCUAUACCCCUUUGUAUCAGAAACCCCUGUUUCAUUAAGUAACAUUACUACGAAUGAGACGGAUGGUAGACAGCGCAUAGCGACAGCGAUGGCGUAAGCAGUACAUGGAAAUGUAACAUACGACUCGAAUUCCAUAGAACUAAGACCUUUCUCCCGUGCAUCAAUGGGCGAAACUUUGAGCCAUC
Messenger RNA from Mytilinidion resinicola, 3053 nucleotides. RefSeq names its product alpha,alpha-trehalose phosphate synthase-like protein subunit. Gene Ontology annotation, molecular function: catalytic activity. Gene Ontology annotation, biological process: trehalose biosynthetic process. The transcript is spliced from 5 exons. The coding region runs from base 58 to 2778 and encodes 906 amino acids. The record is from RefSeq and is a predicted model, not a curated record. Lineage: Eukaryota; Fungi; Ascomycota; Dothideomycetes; Mytilinidiales; Mytilinidiaceae. Gene Ontology annotation, cellular component: alpha,alpha-trehalose-phosphate synthase complex (UDP-forming); cytosol.